Messenger RNA from Caenorhabditis elegans, 520 nucleotides. It is a transcript of the gene F36A4.3, whose product is annotated as Transthyretin-like family protein. The coding region runs from base 126 to 479 and encodes 117 amino acids. Lineage: Eukaryota; Metazoa; Nematoda; Chromadorea; Rhabditida; Rhabditidae. The record is from RefSeq and is marked reviewed. The transcript has 3 exons.
CACGUGUCCAAUUCAACUGAACUAUUUCUCUCGCCAAUUAAUUCAUUCCUGGUUAUUGUCAAACGCAUCUGCCAACAAUUUGCCUUGCAAUUCUAUGCUCUCUAGCCAGUGGACAGGUCCGCUUUAUGUUUGAGGCUGAAAUCGACUGCAAUAUUCCUGGCGCUCUCUGGUGUGGAGAACUCUAUGUUUUGGAGCAAGAUGUAGUGUUUCCCGAUUUGCUGAGAAUUGAUAGAUUCUGCACGUCAAAAAGUAAAAAGAUGUUCAGGUUCGAUGUCUACCCUGGGAGUGACUUUCCUACAGUUGACCUCGAGCUCACCUACAAAUUCAAUCAUAAUUGCUCUGCGGAUGGAGAAACGUAUUGUGUGAAGCCUAAGUGGUCGAAAAAAGUGAAUGGACGUGUCGGUCAAAGUGUAGGCUUCGACAUCGAUGCUCGUCCACAUGGCAAACCAUCGAGAUGUAAACCGCCUUUCUACUUUUGAAUUGGAAUGAUUUAACUCCUUGUAUGAAUGAUGUUCGGUUU